AUGGGUAACUCACAAGGGAAACCGGUGUCCUCCACCGAUGAGGUGAACUUAAACCAAUUUCGCCUUCUUCGAGUGGUAGGCAAAGGUGCUUUCGGAAAGGUCCGCAUCGUGGAGAAGAAGGAUACCGGCCUGACAUUUGCUCUAAAGUAUAUUCGGAAAGAAGAAGUUGUGCGAUCGGAGAGCGUGAGGAACAUCAUUCGAGAACGACGAAUGCUCGAACACUUAAACCAUCCCUUUCUUUGCAACUUGAGAUACAGUUUCCAAGACAUCGAGUACAUAUAUAUCGUGGUUGAUUUGAUGAACGGCGGUGAUUUGCGAUUCCAUAUCUCAAGAAAGUGCUUUACAGAAGAGGCAGUACGCUUCUGGAUGGCAGAACUCGGUUGUGCUUUGAGAUACAUCCACUCACAAGGUAUCAUCCAUCGAGACGUGAAGCCAGACAAUGUGUUGCUAGAUUCGGAAGGGCAUGUACAUUUGGCGGAUUUCAAUGUGGCAUCCGAUUUUCGACCGGGCAAGCCCCUCACAAGCAAGUCAGGAACCUUGGCGUAUCUGGCUCCGGAGGUGUACGAAGGCGGAGGUUAUUACUGUGAAGUCGAUUGGUGGUCGCUCGGUGUUACAUUUUACGAAUGCAUUUAUAACAAGCGACCAUUCGAAGGUCGCAGCCAGGACGUCCUUAGCGAGAACAUCAAAAAGGCUCAACCAAAAUACUACGUCACCAACCCGGCUGUUUCAGUUCCGUGUCUGCGAGCAAUGUCGGCGCUGCUGGAGAAAGACAGAAGCAAACGAAUAGGGGCCACUGGAUUUGACACUUUCACUUCGCAUAUGUUCUUCGCAGAGAUCGACUUCGUUGCUCUGGAACGAAAGGAAGUUCCGCCUGUUUUCCGACCUUCUAGCGACAAGACCAACUUUGACGCCACAUAUGAUUUGGAAGAGCUUCUCCUCGAGGAGGCGCCUCUGGAGGCUCGGGCACGGAGACAAAAGCCAAGGGCGGAAUUGAGAGAGGAUGCAACGGCGAAGGAAAUCAGAGAGGAUGAGCUUCACCGUCUGAUCGAGACGAUGUUUGAACCAUUCGACUACACCACAGUUACAUAUCAAGGGUAUGUCCGGGAGUUGCAGGCGCAGGAUCUAUCUGGGUUCCGUGCUAACGGAGUUUUCAGCAAUGCUGCUGAGGCAAUCGCAGCGUCAAAGAAUCCUGAGGAUUGUCUCCCCACCACCACGUCUUCAGCCCACGCUCGUCAUUAUUCACAGCCUGACACCUCGAGGAACUCGCCGACCUCACGCACUGAGGGUUCUGCCGGUCACUUGACCCAACCCGACAAUGCCAGUCAGGGUGAGGCGUACGACUCGCCAGACCAUACGCCAAACGCGCAGCCUCCGUCUCCAGCUCCUCCCCAGCCUCCCCCACCCGCUCCCUCGUUCUCUCGGCCGCUUCCGCCCCCUGGCCCCAAUCGCCCACGAGGAGCCACCCGCAAGACAAGUAAGGGCGGAGGUGUCCAGAUGGUCUUGGAAGAAGCGGGUAGUUGGAGUGAGCUCGCCGACCACAGCUCUACUCUUCCCGCCGAGGGCUACGAUAGUGCGUCAGUUAAGGGGAAGUCCUCCAAUAGUGGUAUGCUCGCAUUCUUGAGCCGCAAGAAGGGGCGUGACAGAAGCCCGAAACCUCAGGAACCAGGCGUUUUGGGCAAGGAAGGAGCGAGACAAAUUAUCAGUUGA
This is a messenger RNA of Aspergillus viridinutans, 1707 nucleotides long. Its product is annotated as serine/threonine-protein kinase. The record is from RefSeq and is a predicted model, not a curated record. Gene Ontology annotation, molecular function: ATP binding; protein serine/threonine kinase activity. Gene Ontology annotation, biological process: peptidyl-serine phosphorylation; intracellular signal transduction. NCBI's taxonomy places the organism in Eukaryota, Fungi, Ascomycota, Eurotiomycetes, Eurotiales, Aspergillaceae. The transcript has 7 exons. The coding region runs from base 1 to 1707 and encodes 568 amino acids.